CGUCUCGGCCGGUGUCCCCGCCUCUCGGCAAAGCUGGCUAACAGUGGCACCCCAUUCAUUGCCUCGGCUUAACGAGGACCGGCAGCUCAGCCCUGUUACACUUGCCGACGUCAAAGGGAUUGCUGACUGCAUAAAACAAGUAGGGAGAGAGCGGCUGCCUUCUUGUGCCUUUUACCCAAAUCCAGACUGGAGUGCCCAAUUUCUACCCCUUCUUCCCUUUUGCCGCAUUUCUUCGCAUUCUUCCCAGAUUCAGCAUGACGGACCAAUUGAGAUUCGACGGCCAGGUGGUUGUCGUCACCGGCGCGGGCGGCGGUCUCGGCAAGGCCUAUGCCACGUUCUUUGCAUCGCGCGGCGCCAGCGUGGUGGUCAACGAUCUCGGCGGGUCAUUCAAGGGCGAGGGCAACGACACCAAGGCCGCCGAUGUCGUCGUCAACGAGAUCAAGGCCGCGGGCGGCAAGGCUGUGGCCAACUACGACAGCGUCGAGUAUGGCGACCGGAUCAUCGACACGGCCAUCAAGGCCUUCGGUCGCGUCGACGUGCUCAUCAACAACGCCGGCAUCCUGCGCGAUGUCAGCUUCAAGAACAUGAAGGACCAGGACUGGGACCUCAUCUUCAAGGUGCACGUCAAGGGCAGCUACAAGUGCGCCCGCGCCGCCUGGCCCCACUUCCGCAAGCAGAAGUACGGCCGCAUCAUCAACACGGCCUCGGCCGCCGGCCUGUUCGGCAACUUCGGGCAGACGAACUACUCGGCCGCCAAGCUCGCCAUGGUCGGCUUCACCGAGACGCUCGCCAAGGAGGGCGUCAAGUACAACAUCAUCUCCAACGUCAUUGCCCCCGUCGCCGCGAGCCGCAUGACCGAGACCGUCAUGCCCCCCGACGUCUUGGCCCUCAUGAAGCCCGAGUGGGUCGUGCCCCUGGUGGCUGUCCUGGUGCACAAGAACAACACGAGCGAGACGGGCUCCAUUUUCGAGGUCGGCGGCGGCCACAUUGCCAAGCUCAGGUGGGAGCGGUCGAGCGGCCUGCUGCUCAAGUGCGACGACACCUACACCGCGAGCGCCAUCCUGAAGAAGUGGGACCGUGUGGGCGACUUCUCCAAGCCCCAGUAUCCCACCGGCCCCAACGACUUCACCGCCCUCCUCGAGGAGUCGCAGAAGCUGGGUCCGAACGAGCAGGGCGAGAAGAUCGACUUCACCGGCCGCGUCGCCCUCGUCACCGGCGGUGGUGCCGGUAUCGGCCGUGCUUACUGCUUGGCCUUCGCUAAAGCGGGCGCCGCUGUGGUUGUCAAUGAUGUUGCUAACCCCGACGACGUGGUCAACGAGAUCAAGAAGAUGGGCGGUAAGGCCGUGGCCGCCAAGUUCUCGGCCGAGGACGGUGAUGCUGUGGUCAAGACGGCCAUCGACGCUUUCGGUCGCAUCGACAUUGUCAUCAACAACGCUGGCAUUCUGAGGGAUAAGGCCUUCACCAACAUGGAUGACAGCCUCUGGGACCCUGUCAUGAACGUGCACGCCCGCGGUACCUACAAGGUCACCAAGGCCGCCUGGCCCUACUUCCUGAAGCAGAAGUACGGCCGCAUCGUCAACACCACGUCGACCAGCGGCAUCUAUGGCAACUUUGGCCAAGCGAACUACUCUGCGGCGAAAUGCGCCAUCCUGGGUUUCUCGCGCGCGCUUGCUCUCGAGGGUGCCAAGUACAACAUCUUCGUCAACACUAUUGCCCCUAAUGCGGGCACAGCGAUGACCAGGACCAUCCUGCCCGAGGAGCGUGUCCGGGCGUUCAAGCCCGACUACAUCGCGCCCCUGGUGCUCGCGCUCUGCAGCGACAAGGUGCCAAACCCGACCGGCGGUCUGUACGAGGUCGGCAGCGGCUGGGUCGGCCAGACGAGGUGGCAGCGCUCCGGCGGGCACGCGUUCCCCAUCGACGUGCCGCUCACCCCUGAGGAAGUCGUCAAGCACUGGCGCGACAUCGUCACGUUCGACGACCGCGCCGACCACCCCGAGAAGACGCAGGACAGCCUGGAGAAGAUCAUGGCGAACUUGGACAACCGGAGCGGCGAAGGAAAGAGUGCGUCCGGCGGCAACAAGUACCUCGACGCCAUCCAGGAGGCGCUCAAGGCCGAGGGCAAGGGCACCGAGUUCAAGUACACGGAGCGCGACGUGAUGCUCUACAAUCUCGGCAUCGGCGCGAAGCGGACCGACCUGCGCUACGUCUUCGAGGGCAACGACGAGUUCCAGGCGAUCCCCACCUUCGGCGUGAUCCCGCCGUUCGACGCCGAGACGCCCUACAACCUGGACGACCUGGUGCCCAACUUCUCGCCCAUGAUGCUGCUCCACGGCGAGCAGUACCUCGAGAUCAAGAAGUACCCGAUCCCCACGUCGGGCAGGCUCAUCUCCAAGGCCCGGCUGCUCGAGGUGGUCGACAAGGGCAACGCGGCCAUCGUCCGGUCGGGCGUGACGACGGUCAACGCCGAGACGGGCGAGGAGCUCUUCUACAACGAGAUGACCGUCUUCCUGCGCGGCUGCGGCGGCUUCGGCGGCCAGAGCAAGCCCGCCGACCGCGGCGCCAGCACCGCCGCCAACAAGCCCCCCGCGCGCGCGCCGGACGUCGUCGUCGAGGAGAAGACCACCGAGGAGCAGGCCGCCAUUUACCGGCUGAGCGGCGACUACAACCCCCUCCACAUCGACCCGGCCUUCGCCAGGGUAGGCGGCUUCAAGCAGCCGAUCCUGCACGGCCUGUGCUUCUUCGGCAUCGCCGGCAAGGCCGUCUACGAGCGCUUCGGCCGCUUCCGCAGCAUCAAGGUCCGCUUCGCCGGCACCGUCGUCCCGGGUCAGACCCUCGUCACCGAGAUGUGGCGGGAGCCGGGCAACAGCAAGAAGGUCAUCUUCCAGACCAAGGUCAAAGAGACGGGCAAGCUGGCUAUCGGUGGGGCCGCGGCGGAGUUGGUGUAGUGUAGUUCGGUGUUGUCAGUGCUUGAAUUGGGUCGGUCGUGCUGUGAAAAUCAGGGAAGGGGCCGGUCGUUGGACUGGGUAUUGGCGAGAUGAACGUGUGUAUGAUUUUAGGAAGUCCGGUUUGUGAA
Messenger RNA from Thermothielavioides terrestris NRRL 8126, 3073 nucleotides. RefSeq lists its product as uncharacterized. The transcript is spliced from 6 exons. The record is from RefSeq and is a predicted model, not a curated record. Lineage: Eukaryota; Fungi; Ascomycota; Sordariomycetes; Sordariales; Chaetomiaceae. The coding region runs from base 255 to 2945 and encodes 896 amino acids. Gene Ontology annotation, molecular function: oxidoreductase activity.